Molecule: messenger RNA, 1821 nt
Organism: Podarcis muralis (Common wall lizard)
Lineage: Eukaryota; Metazoa; Chordata; Lepidosauria; Squamata; Lacertidae
Source: RefSeq, a predicted model, not a curated record
AUCUGUCACUUCAAUCCACUAAUUUCUGACUGCAGCCCCCCGAGGAAGCCUGUUCUCCUAAAGGCGUGCAGAGAACGGGCGCCCCUCAGCAUGUGCAGAGGCCCCAACAAUGGAGCAUACGCAAAGUAGACCGAAGGAAAACUUCCCCGCCGGGCUGCGUGCGCCGCAGGAUCAGGCCCUUUCUCCCGGCAGGAGACCACCCAGACUCCCUCUCCAAUCAGAUUCCUCCUCGGGCUAUUAAAAUCCUCCCUCGGGACUAGCAGCCGAGAGGAGCAUUUGGUUGUGUGUGAAAUCCCUCGGAAAAUGCCUUUUUGGGCGCUGCUCCUCCUUUUGGGGGCGACCCUGGUCGGUCCCUCGGACGCCGCGGGGUCUUUUUGGGAAGUCACUUUGCCCACCUGCGACGAGCAGAGCCUCGCUUUCCUCCUGCUGCCCCAACCGAAGGUCUCCUCAUCUCUUAUAAGGCUGCUGGAUCCCAAAGGUAACCCCCAUCUUCUGAAGAACGACUCUACCUGUGGGACUUCUGCCUUCCCCAAUCCGGAUGGCUCUGUAGUGGUGAGGGUGGCCUUUGAUGGGUGUUACACCAGAGCGCAGGAUUCCCGCUACCGGACGACCGUCCACAUUGAAGGCCUGGCGGCGGAUGGACGGAUGACCUCCUACAAAGAGGAGCUGAGCUGCCCCGAACCUCUCCUAGCUCUGGAUACCCCGAGCGCCAGCCACUGCUCGUCUGUCCCGGCCCCCGACAGGCUCCCUUGCGGCCCCCACCAAGUGCAGCAGGCGGAGUGUGUGGGCCUGGGCUGCUGCUACAACCCGACAGAGAGGGGGGUGCCUUGCUAUUACGCCAAAAAAGUGACUGCCCGCUGCACCCCGGACGGCCACUUCUCCAUUGCGCUCUCCCGCCACGCCACACGCCCCCCCCUCCGCUUGGGCUCUGUGCGCCUGGCCAGCGGUCAGGGGGAGCGCUGCGCCCCGGCCUCCAGGAACAACGGCUUCGUCUUCUUCCAGUUCCCGCUGUCCGCCUGCGGGACCACCUUCAAGGAAUCCGGCAGCCGACAUGUGUAUGAGAAUGAGCUGGUGGCAGACAGGCAGCUCUUGGCAUCCCCGUCGGGCUCCAUCACCCGCGACAGCGACUUCAGGCUCACCGUCCGCUGCAGCUACUCUGCAGAGGAUUCUCUCCCGGUCGGCGUCCAGAUUGCCACUCCGCCUCCGCCAGCCGGGGUCGCCGAGCAAGGACCCCUAACGCUGGAGAUGAGGCUGGCUCGAGGUGCCACGUAUUCCUCCUAUUACUCCGGCCUGGACUACCCGGUGGUGAAGGUCCUGCGAGCCCCGGUCCAUGUCGAAGUGCGUCUCCUUGCCAGGACGGAUCCAGCCCUAGUCCUGGUCUUGCAUGACUGCUGGGCCACUCCCAGCACAAACCCCUUGCAGAAACCACAGUGGCUGCUGCUGGAGGAUGGGUGCCCCUACAAGGGAGACAACUACCGGACGCAGCUGGUGCCCAUCGGGGCCGACUCUGGGCUGCCCUUUCCAACGCACUACCAGCGCUUUGUGGUCAGCACUUUCACAUUUGUGGAUGGCGCUUCCCAGCAGGUGCUCUCUGGGCAGGUCUACUUCCACUGCAGCGCUUCUGCCUGCGCCCCAUCCGCCCUGGAGAGCUGCCGCAUUUCCUGCAACACAAAUCCUCUUGGCAGGAGUCGCAGAGCAUCGUCUGGGCAGCGCCGUCUCCCUGAGAAGUGGCUGACCCUGGUGACAUCAGACGGCCCUGUGAACUUCUUUCACAAGGACGCGGACACGGUCGUUCACGAAGACACUGAGAUCAUCUUCUGA